Molecule: messenger RNA, 3926 nt
Organism: Pseudoliparis swirei
Lineage: Eukaryota; Metazoa; Chordata; Actinopteri; Perciformes; Liparidae
Gene: pgap4
Product: post-GPI attachment to proteins GalNAc transferase 4
Exons: 3
Coding region: 393-1673 (426 amino acids)
Biological process (GO): GPI anchor biosynthetic process
Cellular component (GO): Golgi membrane
Molecular function (GO): glycosyltransferase activity
Source: RefSeq, a predicted model, not a curated record
GCUGUGCACUGAAGGGAAAAGUGUUCUUUAUACAUCCUUCUGCACACAAAAAAGGGGAUUACUUCCAGGGAAAAGCACGCAGCUGGAACGGAAACGAGGGGUUUUAGUGCCACCUGCUGGCCGGGAGCGGUACGUCACGUCCACGCGCCUUUAGUCGAGGUAUUACGGUAUUCAAGCUGCGCGUGCCGGUGAGGACAUGACAGCCGCCAGCAAACAGCUGCAGCCCCUCAACUCCCCACUCCAGAGCGGAGACGGACGAUCGAGACCGAGUUGAAGAUCCCAGCUCUCCGUUCACGAGAGGAAGCGCCAACGCCGGACUGCUUUUCCACGCCGCUAUCCGGUCCCCGUCGUCGGGUUUUUCCUAAAUCAAACUGCAUGCUGGGACGGAGUAAAUGUUGAGCCGGACCCUCCUGAGCAGACGCCCUCUGUUCGCUCAUGUCCCCGUGUGGUUCCGUCCGGCUGGUUCGCCAAUGCCUCGAUGGAGAACCUUCUUCAGUCAGUACUUGCGAUGGUCCAACACCGUCACUCAAGCCCUCGCCCUGGUCGCCGUGACGUUCUGCGUCGUCCUGCCGCUGUGCUGCCACCGGCUGCUCUACUCGUACUUCUUCAUCAAGUCCAUGUACCUGGACUCCAUGAGCGAGGAGGUCCUGCGGGAGAGCCUCGACCGGGGCCAGGACGCGCUCCGCUUCUGGCAGGGCGCCUCCGCCGCGGCGGCGGCGUCUUCCAGAUUCGGCGACGUCGCCCAGCGCCCCGAGCUGCUGGUUAUCGUGGUGACGGCCCGGCGCAACGAAGGGCGGGACUUCCACUACCUGCUCCAGGUGAUGCGUCAGCUGAGCGGCGCCCUGGGAGGCCGCGGGGGGGAGCGGCGGUGCGCCGAGGUGUUGGUCUGCGACGUGGAAAGCGGUUCCCGGGAAAACCAGGACGCCAAGCUGCUGGAGGACCACUUCAGGGUGAUCCGGCCCUCUCCUCGGGAGCGGCAGCAGAGGAGCGGGGAGCGAGUCAACACCUUCGAGCGGGAGAAGAGGGAUUACGUCUUUUGCAUCCGCAAGGGGUGGGAGCUGGUGAAGCCCCAGAACACGGUGGUCCUGGAGGACGAUGCUUUCCCGAAGGAGGACUUCUUCAGGGUCGUCAAGGACCUCCUGUCGCGGCGGUUCUCCCUCCAGACGCUCUACGUCAAGCUGUAUCACCCCGAGAGGCUGCAGCGCUACUGGAACCCCGAGCCAUACCGCAUCCUGGAGUGGGUGGGACUCGGACUGGUGGCCGCGACGGCCCUCCUCCUCACCGUUCCUCACUGGAACCCUUGCUCUUUCUCCUUCACGCUGUCGGCAAGCCACCUCCUCUUCUUCGCCGUCUACUUCAUGGCGGCCGCGGAGCUGCUGGGGCGGCACUACCUCCUGGAGGUGCGGAGGCUUUCCCCGCAGCUCUACGCCGUCUCUCCGGCCACGGAGUGCUGCACCCCCGCCAUGCUCUACCCGGGCAACUCCUCGCUCAGGGUGGCCGAGUAUCUGGACGGCUCCUUCUGCGUCCAGGGGAGCGCCAAAGACAUGGUUCUGUAUCAGAUGGCGAGGGCGAUACCCGGGGAGAGAGCUCACAGCGUGGAACCCAACCUCAUCACUCACAUCGGGGCGUAUUCCUCAGUCCGAGCCAACCCGUCCAGACCCAAACUCCUCUAGCAGUGAGGCACCUCUGCUCAACAAGGCUGGAUUAAAUCAGGUUCCCCCUCACUUGGUUCUUGACUUUUCUGUCACGUCACAUGCUGGAGUCUUCCGACGGUUGAAGACAUCACUCAGAGGAUUAUUUUGAUGAUCAGACAUCAAAAUGUGGGAUGCACCAGUCUGACCUGUUCAGUACCGAUACGGUUAGCGAACCCUGGGUAUCGGACAUUAAUGAGAACCGAUCUGAUACCAGUGUUGAAUUAAUAUGCUGUGUGGAAGGGACUGCGAUAAUCCUUUUAUGUUUAAAUCAGACUUAACUUAAACAUUACUUUUCUAUUUUUGUCAAACUAAAUAUUACAAAUAUAUAAAUAGGGAUAAAUGUACUGAAUUCUUAUUUAUUAUAAAAAAUGAUGAUGAAGCAAUUUGUGUAAAAAAUUGUAAACCUUUAAAUGCAGCAACAAAUAAGUUAAAGCUUAAGUAGGAAUUAAAACAAUUAUAUAAUAUAGUAUUUAGACGAUGUAAAAACUAAAUUAUUUGAAUAUAUUGGCUCCGUUGUGAACGAUACCCGGUCCAGCUGCUUGAGUAUCGGCCCGUUCUCUGCCCCGGUGCAUCCCCAUGACGAUAAAGGCGAGGCUACAUUUGGUUGAAAGGUAUUUUGGGACGGUUUGAAAUAGUUUUAGUCGUUUUUUCAGUUUUCCGACUCCCGGAAGUCUGACAAAUAUUUUAUUUAAAUCAAUGCAGCUGUCUAAAAGGGCAUUUUACGUGUCACGUAUUUCUAGCGGGAAAUAGGUUUACCUCGAAAAACUUAUCUGAUGAGUUACAGAUGUCUUUUCCCAAAGUAACUCGACAGGAAAAGUGUUUCUUUUUGGCACGCGACGGUCUCGGAAGUUGUAAUUCCACCGUUUGGUCACUCUUUAGGAUUUUUUUUUUCCUUCGAAGCCCGGUGCUCUUCCUGGGGGCUCUCGUUAGCUGGCUAAUGUAGUUUGGCGUAGCUUUAAAAAAAAAAAUUCUAUUUAAGGACUCGUUUUAAAGGGUCUUUAAAAAGCACAUUACAUUUAUGCAUUGUUUGUUAUUGCAUUAAAAGCUUUGAGGUAGAAGGAGUGCUGCAUGCUGGGGAAUAAAAUCCCCAAAUCUAUGAAAAAGCUGGAUUGCGCUGCUAGGUGUUAGCAUAGCAUCAUUUGCUUAACAGAAGAUUUACUAGAAUGCUAGUUAGUAAAUACUGUUUAGUAAAAACCGACACUGACCAAUCUGUAUCACUGAAUGUGCCUUUCAUGUGUUUGACCAGCAGUAGAGGUUUCACUCCAUAACAGAAUAUUACCCAUGAUUCAACUCUGGAGGAAAUUACUCUAUUGCAAUAUUUAUAUGCAUUUAAUGUGUACGUACAAAAUAAUAAUAAAAAAUCAGGAAAAUUUAAUUGAAUUACAGGAAGUAGCUGCCAAAGUAAAACCGAAUAGGCCAAUGAGAGUUCUCCAGUCUGCUAUUAAUUUAAUUAAAUUAAAUUACACCAGGAGCUCAAACAGGUCUAAACUGCCUGAGUUUAAUCCUCAAAAUGUUAACGAGCAUGUCAAAUUAAAGUUGAAAAUAAAUCGUUCUAUUAUUUUUUAGAAUAAUAAAUAGAGAAAUAUAUAAAGUAAAUUAAUCUGAGGGUUUUCCAAAAAAUAUUUGUUCACUUAAAAAGUAGAAAAUAGGUUUUUAAUAGUAAAUAACUGGUACUCACAAUUCAUGUUUCACAUAUUCAGAUAAAUGAUCAGAGUAACUGCACGUAAACACUAUUUAACGUAUAAAAGUUUGCGUUUUCUUUUUCCACAGAAGUAUAUACUUUACUGCGUAUUUCUAUUUCAAGUUGACAGCAUUAAUUUCUAAAAAGAAAAACAAUUUAAUUGAUUUAUUUGAAGCUUGAUUUUGGUUUUCUGUCCUUCAUUCACGAAACAUUUCAUUUGAGUUUUUAAUGUUUUUCUCUUUGUGUGUUAUCAUCACAUCACGUUUGCAUUUUAAUAAGAGUGUGAGAAAAUCAUUUUAUUUCUUUUUUUGUUGUCAAAUUAUUGUCCAAAAUUAGCCGACCAAAGAUUGAUUGAGAAUACGUUUAAUGAAUAUAACGUUUCAAAAGGAAAUAAACACAUGUGAGCUUCUGCCCUCUCGACAUGAAGGACGAUGCAAAUGAGAUCUUCUUCUGUCUCUGAGAUCACAUUUUGAUUUUAAUCUUGACACGUGGUUCUGUUUACACCGAGACUCUUUUACUGUUUCCUACACUAAAAUAAAACAAUAAAUCAC